CAGACAAACAGAACAGUGCAAAGAGACUGAUUCAACUAACCACUGACAGAUUAUUAAUGUCCUAUUUCAUUAGAGAGAGACCACGCUGCUUACUUGAGAGAGUUAUUGUUAGCUAGGAGGAAGACAUGGAGGGUUCAACGCUGACACAGAGGAGGGCUGAGUGUCAGUUGAAGGAAAGGGCGAUCCAGACAGACUACGUGAUGGAGCUGGGAGUCAGGUUGGCUCUGGUGUGGCAGACCCAGAGGGAGCAGGAGAAGGAAAUGAAGAGGAUUUGGUUUGAGACAAGGAAAAUGCCAAGCCUGAUUGAGGAGAAUGUGAGAGAUGUGACAAACCGUCCACUCACUGAGUUCAUGGCUCCCUGUAUUGACUCCCUCCCACCACUGGCUUUCACCAAUCGGAGGCCUAUACCAACCAUGUUACAUCCCCCCUCUCAAUUGGCCAUACGCGCUCAGGAGGCACAGCGGUUCAUUGUAUUUUCAUACUUUGUCCCUGCUGAGUGCCCAGUUGCCACAGAGGCCACUGCAGAUGUACGUACUGGUAAAAGAGAGGACUUAUCGACAGAUACACAUCUUUCCUCAAUGCUGCAUCGAUACCUGCCACACUUCUUUAACGAUGACUCCAUGCCACCACAGCAGACAUUAGAGGGAACCACUGAGGUCUCAGUUGCUCCAGUGGCAAAAUCUAAUAUCAAGGAAGAGGACAGAUUCUAUCCUUUCUCCCUCCCACCACUGGCUCAGCGGUUCAUUGGCAAAUCAUUCAAUGUCCCGGAAACCUCCCAGCCUGCUGUUUUAGCCACAGAGUACCGAGUUGCCAAAGAGGCUACUGCAGGCACGGCCACUGUCAAGAGAGAGAACCGAUGGGCAGCUAGAAGUCUUCUUUCAGUGCUGACUCCAUGCCUGCCAUCAGUCUUUGACGGUGACUUCAUGCCACCAGAGCAGACAGUAGAGGAUGCCUAUGAGGUCUCAGGUGCUACAGAGAACACUUCAGGUACAGCUACUGUUGAUGGAGUGGGCAGAUCAGCAGCUAAACGCCCUGUCCCAAUGCUGCCUCCAAGUCUGUCACGUGUCUUUGACAUUGACUACAAACUGCCGGGGUCGGCAGUAGAGGGAACCAACAAGUGUCCAGUUGCCAGUGGAACAACCAAUGAUGUGUCCACUCACCUAAAGGAGGACAUGGCAGCUGAUCAAAGCCCUCCUGACCCUGGAGCACUGCCUCCAAGCUCGCCAUGUAUCCGUGACUCUGACCACAAACUGACCAAGGAGAAAAAAGAGGACGCCAAUGAGUCCUCCCUUGCCACAGAGAUCACUGUAGGCACAUCCAUUGUCCAGGGAGAGGACCUGUUGGGUGAUAAAAGCCCUGCUCCAAGGCUGCCUCCAAGCUUGUCACACAUUUUGGACAAUGACCAUAAGCAGCCAGAGGAGACGAUAGUUGCGAGGGAAGCAGCUGUUUCCGUGUCCACUGUCUUCCAAGAGGAGUUUUUGGAUAGAGAGAAUCCAUCAGCAGCUACACGUCUUCCCUCAGUGCUGCCUUCAAGUCUGCCACUUGUCUUUGACAAUGACUACAAACUGCCAGAGGAGGCAGUAGAGGGCACCAGCAAGUGUCCAGUUGCCAGUGAAGCAGCCGCUUCCGUGUCCACUGUCCUCCAAGAGGAGUUUUUGGCUGGUAAAAGUCCUCCUGCACCCGCAGCACUGCCUCUAAGGCUGCCCUGUACCCACAGCAUUGACCACAAACAGCUAUGGGAGACAGUUGAGGACAACACAGAGCGCUUAGUUGACACAGAGGAAAGUGCAGUUUCAUCCACUGUCAAGAGAGAGGAACUGAUAGGUGAUAAAAACCCUGUCCUAGCACUUCAUCCAAGCCUGGCAUGCAUCCAUGACAAAGACCACAAUGAUCCAAAUCAGAAAGGGAGGGGCACUACUAAGGAGGUGUAUCUCUGCCCUCACGCUCACCAGCUGGACCCAGAUGCUAACUUAACUCUGUCAACCCACAAUGAUGAACCCAGGACCUGGACCCUGGAAGAGACAAAGGUAGGUGUCCUAUUUUACACUACUACCCUACAGGGUUGGGGGUCAGUUCCAUUUCAAUUCAAAGCAUUGAAGAGAAUUGGAAUUUUAGAGUUCUUCUUGAAUUGACUGGAAUUGACCCAAACUUGCUGCUCUUUGCUCAUAGUAUGAAACA
Molecule: messenger RNA, 2178 nt
Organism: Salmo salar (Atlantic salmon)
Lineage: Eukaryota; Metazoa; Chordata; Actinopteri; Salmoniformes; Salmonidae
Source: RefSeq, a predicted model, not a curated record